This is a messenger RNA of Chionomys nivalis (European snow vole), 597 nucleotides long. Its product is annotated as EKC/KEOPS complex subunit Lage3-like. Lineage: Eukaryota; Metazoa; Chordata; Mammalia; Rodentia; Cricetidae. Gene Ontology annotation, cellular component: EKC/KEOPS complex. Bases 1 to 597 code for a protein of 198 amino acids. The transcript is spliced from 3 exons. The record is from RefSeq and is a predicted model, not a curated record.
AUGCAGGAUCCUGGUGAGAACAAGAGUUGUAGAGUAGGUGGUGAAGAAGAGGAGUGUAGCCAGCAUACAUCUGAAAACCCGGAUGAGCAAGCUAGCUCACAGAUUUCUGAAGCCGAGAAUGACAAUGGAAACUCCCCUCGUGAAAGUCACCCACAAGAUUCUGGUAGCCAGGCUGUCCAAGGCAGCCUCCACUCAAGGAGCCCUGUAGAGGCAAGAGUUGUGGCAGAACAAGCAGCUGUAGUUCCUCGGGAGGAGCAGGCACCAAUUAUCCCAGGACCCAGUGGAGAUGCUGGAACAACAGCUGGAAGUCGACUCCUGGAGUUUUCUGUAACAGUGCCAUUCAGGACUGCUGUGGAGGCAAACAUAGCCUGCAGAUCCCUGGCCUCAAAUGUCCAACAACAACAAGUGAUGGUUCAGCAGGAGUUCACCGUGAAUGACAGUACUCUGACUGUGAGGUGGGCCACUGAAGAUCCUGUUCUCUUCCGAACAUCCAUCAAUGCCUUCCUUGACCAGCUUUCCUUGGUGAUGAGGAAUAUCCCACGGCCAGUGUUUAUGGCUGUUUUCAAACAAGGAAGAGGAAGAAAUAAUGAAUCCUAG